ACUACAUGUGUGUGUAUUUUACUUUUCAUGUUGAGGUUAUUGUAUUCCCGUGCGGCAUCAGAGACAAGAUGUGUGAAGUUUUGAAGGACGUGUGCGCCAUGCUCCUGUAGGGGGCAGCAAUGAGCACUGGUAGUCAUCUUUAUGCAGCCUCACUGCUGCCGCUAGCGGACGGCAGAGGAAGUGCCUUUACUUUUGAAGCCCCGCUUUUUGUCUCGCAGGUAUUUGGCGCCAACACGCUGGAGCGCCGCCACGACAAUUCACGUCACAGAGUCAGCAAACGUUACACUAUCAACCCGAUGGGACAGAAGUGGAAUCAUGUCAACAUCACUUACAGGCUGGACAAGUUUCCCAACACACUGAGCGUGGAGGACACCAGGAAGGCCAUCAGCAUCGCCUUCGCCAAGUGGAGCGACGUGUCGCCGCUGACCUUCACGGAGGUCACCAACGCCACCGCCGACAUAGUCAUUGGUUUCUACACUUUCAACCACUCAGACUGUUGGCGCUCACUGCUCCACCCGUGUUUCGACGGGCUCAACGGCGAGCUGGCGCACGCCUUCCUGCCCCCUCGAGGAGAAAUCCACUUUGACAACCACGAGUUCUGGAUCCUGGGAAAGUCCCGGUUCAGCUGGAAACAAGGCGUGUGGCUCAACGACCUGGUCCAGGUGGCGGCGCACGAGAUCGGCCACGCUCUGGGUCUGUGGCAUUCCAGGGACCCGCACGCCCUCAUGCAUCCCAACGCCACCUACACGGGCCAGCGGAACGUCGGCCAGGAUGACGUGUGGGCCAUCCAGAGGCUCUAUGGGUGUGAGGACAAGAAGCGCGUGUGCGACGCGUGGGCCCGCUUGGGUUUCUGCGAACGUAGGAAGUGGUUCAUGAAGAAGAACUGUCCUCGCCGUUGUGACCUCUGUUUUGAGCCCCUGGAAGCAGUUGCCACACCAACACCGCCUCCAGCCAACGUCAAGGUCAAGGUAGUCCCUCGCGGGAAGGUGGUGGGCUUCCGCUGCGGCACCAAGAACCCGCGCUCCUUGCCCAAAGUCAGCUGGUACAAAGAUGGCGAGCGGAUCACGGUGUCUAUCCCGGGCUACAUUGUGGUCAAAGGGCGGGACCUCCGCAUAGUGGCCAACGAGUUCAAUGAGGGCGUGUACACCUGCCGCGUCCAUCGCCGUGGUGACGGUGUGUCCGUCAACUCGUGGAGCAUCCGCCUGAAGCCGGAAGAGACAUCCAACAGCUGAGAAGAACAGAGGACAUUUUAGCGUUUAAAAAUACUCGUUAGCCACGGUGGAGAUGAUGAUCUUUGACUUUGAACAUGUGACAUUCUCAUUUUUAGACUCAUUCUACCUCCAAGUGUCAAAUAUUUACCUCUUCUUAUUCUUUUACAUUCAUGAGGGCGCCUGGCUGCUUGUCAGCAAACAUUCAUGGGUUGCCAUGGGAGCGCCUCGUCGUCAUGGAGGCCUUUUGGCGCCUCGGUGACAUUAAAAUGAAGACUAACAUUCACAAAGCGACUAAAACUUUUACUGUCAAAUAAAACCAAACAGUCUUCUUGCUGAUGUAGGUGUUACCAUGGCAAAGGGACCAUCUUGUGUCCCUUUGCCUCGAUUAGAUUUCUAAACUACAAGCGACAUCAUCGCGCUAACGUGACAAGUAAUCGAAACAGGAAGCUGUAACAGAUGUCACACAAACAGCGCCACCUGCUGGCCAUACAGACGAGUUGUGUUCAGGUGAAACUUUAUUUAAUCUCUCCCAAACACAGGCGCGCGGCACACACACACACACACACAGACAUACACAUCUUGUUCCUCAGAACCCAGACGCACUUUGACCCCGCCCUCCGUCUGUUUGAUAAGCGCCAAUCAGUAGGGGCGGAGCUUAGGCACAUGUAAACACAGGCACAAACAGCGACAAGGUCGGCGGCGGCAACACGUUGAAUAAACAAGAUGAGUGGGAAAAACCAUCUGUG
This is a messenger RNA of Dunckerocampus dactyliophorus (ringed pipefish), 1957 nucleotides long. It is a transcript of the gene mmp23bb, whose product is annotated as matrix metallopeptidase 23bb. The transcript is spliced from 7 exons. The record is from RefSeq and is a predicted model, not a curated record. Gene Ontology annotation, molecular function: zinc ion binding; metalloendopeptidase activity. Gene Ontology annotation, cellular component: extracellular matrix. The coding region runs from base 120 to 1232 and encodes 370 amino acids. Gene Ontology annotation, biological process: extracellular matrix organization; collagen catabolic process; proteolysis. NCBI's taxonomy places the organism in Eukaryota, Metazoa, Chordata, Actinopteri, Syngnathiformes, Syngnathidae.